Messenger RNA from Alosa alosa (allis shad), 1845 nucleotides. RefSeq names its product ectonucleoside triphosphate diphosphohydrolase 8 (gene entpd8). The transcript has 11 exons. Gene Ontology annotation, cellular component: plasma membrane. The record is from RefSeq and is a predicted model, not a curated record. NCBI's taxonomy places the organism in Eukaryota, Metazoa, Chordata, Actinopteri, Clupeiformes, Clupeidae. Gene Ontology annotation, biological process: nucleoside diphosphate catabolic process. Gene Ontology annotation, molecular function: GDP phosphatase activity; UDP phosphatase activity. Bases 162 to 1652 code for a protein of 496 amino acids.
CGGCGAGCUGUAGAACUCUGCUAGGGCCCUGUUUGCUUGUCCAACACCUAGAACUGAGACAGAAAAGACAUACAUUCUCAGUUGUCGACAAGCAGUGGAGAGAGAGAAGGGGCAUGUUGAACUUUGACUGAAGUGCUUUUAAAAGGUGUAUAAUUGUUGGAAUGGGGAAACUACCAGCCAGAAGCAUCUUUCUGGGAAUCGCUGUGACAGCCACUGUAUGCACCACUAUCAUUGCAUUAGUUCUAUCCUUGGCUCAGCACUACACUAUGGACUUACCCAACGGCACACAGUAUGGAAUAGUCUUUGAUGCUGGAUCUUCCCACACAUCUCUCUUCAUAUAUAAAUGGCCAGGAGGCAAAGAAAACAACACCGGGAUUGUGUCACAGAUGAAGGUGUGCGAGGUGGAUGGAGGGGGUAUAUCAAGCUACAGGCAAAAUCCUCCCGCUGCAGGCCAAAGUCUUCAGCAGUGCUUAGAUGUCGCCAAAGCCACAAUACCUGUCAGACAGCAGCGGAGCUGCCCUCUAUACCUGGGAGCGACGGCUGGUAUGCGGCUCCUAAGGCUACAAGAUCAGAAUGCAACAGACCUCAUCAUGGAGGAAGUCGUCAACACAAUAAAGGGUUAUCCAUUUGACUUCCGUGGUGCGCAGAUACUCUCGGGUAUGGAAGAAGGGGCUUAUGGUUGGGUUACUAUCAACUAUAUACUGGAGGGUUUCAUCAAGCACACGUUUGAAGGCCAAUGGAUUCAGCCAAAAGGAGGUAGGAUCCUUGGGGCUCUGGAUCUAGGAGGGGGUUCCACCCAAAUAGCCUUCACUCCCAAAGAGCCAGUUAAGCAGCCUGAUUCUGAAGCUGCUCUUCAGCUGUAUGGCCAUAGGUAUGGGGUGUACACUCACAGCUACCUUUGCUAUGGAAAGGACCAGGCCAUGAAGCAGCUACAAGCACAUCUGGUUUCGACGAGUGGUUCUUCUACCACAAUUAUGCACCCAUGCUAUCAUACAGGCUUCAACCUGACAUUGACUCUGGGUGACCUCUACGACUCCCCUUGUGUGAGCAAGCCAGGAAAUACUGACCCUGACAAAAGUGUCACCUUCUCUGGCAUGAGUGACCCCAAUCAGUGCCAGAGCCUCAUUCAGAAGAUAGUAAACAUAAGCGAGUGUGCCUACAGCCCUGACUGUGGAUUCAAUGGAGUUUACCAGCCUCCAGUCCAUGGAGAGUUCUUCGCCUUUUCAGCGUACUAUUACACAUUUGAUUUCCUGGGGCUCGCCCCUCAAGCCCCCUUACCAAAAGUCACCUCGACAAUAGAGACCUUCUGCAAGAAGAGCUGGAAUACUAUUCUGGUUGAAUAUCCUGACACAAAAGAAAAAUACCUGAGAGACUACUGUGCUUCAGCUCAGUAUAUCAUGACUAUUCUUGUGCAAGGCUACAAGUUCAAUGAAACCUGGGACAAAAUCUACUUCCAAAAAAAGGUGGCCGACACAGACAUUGGUUGGACUCUGGGCUACAUGCUUAACCUGACUAAUCUGAUACCCUCCAAACAUCCCCUAGUGGUUACAGGAGUGCAGCGCAGUCAGUGGGCAGCUGAGGUGUUUUUCAUUGUAUUUGCACUUUUUCUCAGCCUUGUGAUGGUCAUCUUCCUCAUAUUUUGGUCACCAUAAUCACUAACUGAACACUAGUUAUAUUUCACAUAAUCACAAAUCAAUGGGAAAAGAUCAGCACCUGACUAAUUUGUGCUUUGUUUACUGUUAACACAUUUUCAUAAAUUAAGUGUUUACGUGUGCAGUGCUGAAGAUCCAUUAAAUUUCAAAUAUUUACCAACAAAAGAAAACAAAAUUUACUGAAAUAUUUUAU